AUGGAGUCCCAGGUGCCUGCAGGGAGCGCGGCUGGCGAGAGCCUGAGCCCAAGCCGUGGGGCGGCCAAGAGGAAGAAGAAGCAGAGGAGGAACCGCACCACCUUCAACAGCAGCCAGCUGCAGGCUCUGGAGAGGGUCUUCGAAAGGACGCACUACCCUGAUGCCUUCGUGCGGGAGGAGCUGGCGAGAAGGGUCAACCUCAGUGAGGCGAGAGUCCAGGUCUGGUUUCAGAACCGGAGGGCCAAGUUUCGCCGUAACGAGAGGGCGAUGCUGGCCAACAGAUCAGCAUCACUCCUCAAAUCCUACAGCCAAGAAGCAGCCAUCGAGCAGCCCAUGGCACCGCGGCCCACCACGCUGACCCCGGAGUAUCUCUCCUGGACCAGCACCUCCCCGUACAGCACUGUGCCCUCCUACAGCUCCAGCGGGACCGCAACACCCACCCAAGGGGUCAACAUGGCCAACAGCAUCGCCAGCCUGCGCCUGAAAGCCAAAGAGUUCAGCCUCCAUCAGAACCAGGUGCCAACUGUGAACUGA
Molecule: messenger RNA, 534 nt
Organism: Egretta garzetta (little egret)
Lineage: Eukaryota; Metazoa; Chordata; Aves; Pelecaniformes; Ardeidae
Gene: PRRX2
Product: paired related homeobox 2
Exons: 4
Coding region: 1-534 (177 amino acids)
Biological process (GO): regulation of DNA-templated transcription
Molecular function (GO): DNA binding; DNA-binding transcription factor activity, RNA polymerase II-specific
Source: RefSeq, a predicted model, not a curated record